Sorex fumeus (smoky shrew) is the source of this 2017-nucleotide messenger RNA. RefSeq names its product HGF activator (gene HGFAC). Gene Ontology annotation, biological process: blood coagulation; zymogen activation. Gene Ontology annotation, molecular function: serine-type endopeptidase activity; calcium ion binding. The record is from RefSeq and is a predicted model, not a curated record. The transcript has 14 exons. Gene Ontology annotation, cellular component: rough endoplasmic reticulum; extracellular region. The coding region runs from base 8 to 1963 and encodes 651 amino acids. NCBI's taxonomy places the organism in Eukaryota, Metazoa, Chordata, Mammalia, Eulipotyphla, Soricidae.
AGGAGCCAUGGGGCGCCGGGUCUGGGUGUCUGGCCCCUACCUGCUGCCCUUGCUCUCCCUGAUGCUCCUGCUACCACCUCUGAAGGCCCAGCCCCAGGCCAGCAGGAACCAGACUGAGGAACCGGAACCCAACAGCACAGUGACCAUUGGGACGCCAGGGCCCCCCAUGACCUCUGCGAACCCUAGGACUCCAGCCACCAGCACUGCAGAGGCAGAGGGACCCCAAGAUGUGGAGCACACCCCCCUGACCCGAGUGGCUCCCUCAAGCAGCAGCCCUGGGGGUGCAGCAGUGCUCACGGAGGAUGGGCAGCUCUGCCGGUUCCCCUUCCGCUACGGUGGCCACAUGUUCCAUUCCUGCACGACGGAGGGCAGUGCCCACAGGAAGUGGUGUGCCACCACCCACAACUACGACCGUGACCACAGCUGGGGCUACUGUGCACAGCCUCCCACGCCCCAGGGGGGGCCAGCAGCCCCCGACCCCUGCGCCUCCAGCCCCUGCCUCAAUGGGGGCUCCUGCUCCUCCACCCCGGAACUGGGGUCCUACCAGUGUGCCUGCCCCGCAGCCUUCACAGGCUGGGACUGCGGCACGGAGAAAUGCUUCGACGACUCGCGCCACGAGUACCUGGACGAUGGGGAGCGCUGGGCCCGCGCGAAGGGGGGCCGCGUGGAGCAGUGCGAGUGCGCGGGGGGCCGGGCCCUCUGCCGCGACACGGAGCACGCAGAGUGCCCGGACAGUCCCUGCCUGCACGGGGGCACCUGCCACCUGAUCCUGGCCACCGGGGCGACCGUCUGCUCCUGUCCCCCGGGCCGCGCCGGACGGCUCUGCAACAUCGAGCCCGCCCAGCGCUGCUUCCUGGGCAACGGCACCGACUACCGUGGCGUGGCGGGCACCGCCGCCUCGGGCCUCAGCUGCCUGGCCUGGAACUCGGACCUGCUGUACCAGGAGCUGCACGUGGACUCGGUGGGCGCCGCCGAGCUGCUGGGCCUGGGCCCGCACGCCUACUGCCGGAACCCGGACCUGGACGAGCGGCCGUGGUGCUACGUGGUGAAGGACAGCGCCCUCUCGUGGGAGUACUGCCGCCUGGCGGCCUGCGAAUCGCUGGCCAGAAACCAGCUCCCGACGCAGGUCCUGCUGAGUCUGGGAGCGGCGGCGCCCCCCGCGCCCCGCCAGACCUGCGGCAAGAGGCACCGGAAGCGGAGCUUCCUGCGGCCGCGCAUCAUCGGCGGCUCGUCCGCGCUGCCCGGCUCCCACCCCUGGCUGGCCGCCGUCUACGUCGGGGACAGCUUCUGCGCGGGAAGCCUGGUGCACAGCUGCUGGGUGGUCUCGGCCGCCCACUGCUUCUCCAGCAGCCCCCCCAGGGACAGCAUCUCGGUGGUGCUGGGCCAGCACUUCUUCAACCGCACCACGGACGUGACGCAGAAGUUCGCCGUGGAGAAGUAUAUCCCCUACCCCUUGUACUCCGUGUUCAACCCCAGUGACCACGACCUGGUUCUGAUCCGGCUGCGGAAGAACGGGACCCGUUGUGCCGUGCGCUCCCAGUUCGUCCAGCCCAUCUGCCUGCCCGAGCCGGACAGCCCCUUCCCUCCGGGACACCGGUGCCAGAUAGCAGGCUGGGGUCACCAGGACGAGAAUGUGAACGGCUACUCCAGCUCCCUCAGGGAGGCGCUGGUGCCCCUGGUGGCUGACCACAAGUGCAGCAGCCCCGAGGUGUAUGGCGCGGACAUCAGCCCCAACAUGCUGUGUGCUGGCUACUUCGACUGUAAGGCGGACGCCUGCCAGGGGGACUCGGGUGGGCCCCUGGCCUGUGAGAAGAAUGGGGUGUCCUUCCUGUAUGGCAUUAUCAGCUGGGGGGAAGGCUGUGGACGCCUCAACAAGCCUGGUGUCUACACCCGCGUCACCAAUUACGUGGGCUGGAUCAACGACCGGAUCCGGCCCCCCAAGCGUCCUGCGAAUCCUGCCUGAGGUUCCCCCAUUUCUGCCCCUGCCACGCACGCAGCAAUAAAGGGGUUUGCCGAG